This is a messenger RNA of Musa acuminata AAA Group (dessert banana), 927 nucleotides long. Its product is annotated as zinc finger CCCH domain-containing protein 20-like. The transcript has a single exon. The record is from RefSeq and is a predicted model, not a curated record. Gene Ontology annotation, molecular function: metal ion binding. The coding region runs from base 1 to 927 and encodes 308 amino acids. NCBI's taxonomy places the organism in Eukaryota, Viridiplantae, Streptophyta, Magnoliopsida, Zingiberales, Musaceae.
AUGGCGCCCGGCGAGCGUGCCCUCCGCCAUCCGAUGGGCCACGCCCCUCCUUGGCCUGUAACCGAGCACCCGAUGGUCCACGCCCCUCCUUGGCCUGUAACCGAGCACCCGAUGGCCGGGAUGCAGCAGAACGACACCCUCCCCGUCAGCGACGUCGUCGGCCUCUCCGCGAUGCAGCACUUCCUCCUCGGCAGCAGCGCCGACCUGGACCUCGCGGCUGACGAAUACGCCUGCGACGAGUUUCGGAUGUACGAGUUUAAGGUGCGGCGGUGCCCCCGCGGGCGGGUGCACGACUGGACCGAGUGCCCCUACGCCCACUCGGGAGAGAAAGCGCGACGGCGCGAUCCCCGCCGGUUCCAGUACUCCGGCUCCCCAUGCCCAGACUUCCGCCGGGGCGGGGGGUGCCGCCUCGGCGACGCCUGCGAUCUCGCCCAUGGCGUGUUCGAGACAUGGCUCCACCCGGCACGCUACCGGACCCAGCCCUGCAAAGACGGCACCGCAUGCAGCCGACGCGUGUGCUUUUUCGCUCACACCCCCGAGCAGCUCCGCAUCGUCCUGCCCCCGAGCCCGACGUCGUCUGGCAAGAUCGGCGUGAACAUAUUCUCCUCGCCCACGUCGACGCUGGCGCUCCUGUCGUCGCCGUCAGACGGCUCGCCGCCGUUGUCGCCGCUGGGGGUAGACGAUGUAUUGGCGGCGAUGAGGAACCUGCAGCUUGGGAAGGUUAGGUCGGCGUUGCCGUUCGGUACGCGGAGCGGGUUCGCAUCCCCGGCGUCCCUCGAGAGCGAUCCAGCGACACGGGGUAGGAGGGCAGCGGCGGCCGUGGCGGACCAGUCUGCGCCCAGACUUCUCGAGGACUGGGGGAGGCAGGAGGAGGCUGCGGAGCCGGCGCCGGACCUGGCAUGGGUUUCGGAAUUGGUGAAAGAUUAA